GUUCCGUGAGCGCGCCGUGGUGGUGACAGUCGCCAUUUUAUUUUGAAAAUCAAACUGAACUGGAGGCAUAGAGACCCUUCCAUUUCGUCAAGUUUAUGGUUAGAAACAAGAAGGGAUGAACAUCUGAAUUACUUUCUUGGGAGCACGGUGAGAUUUUGAAUACAUCUAAAUACAACUACAGUUAAAUGGUUUAUCUAAAAUCAAACUGUAACCAUAUUUAUUCGGAGGCUUACCGUUAGCAACCAGCGAGGGGUCGUCUAUUUGCUGAAAACCAGCUGUCAUAAUGCUCACAGCAAAAGAGUAAAGACUCGUUAUUGUCUUAAGUUAGAUAUGUUAUCUUGAAUAUAAACGCGUAACUGUUGUAAGACAAAAAAAGAAAGUAGGCUGGUGUAGGUUUUCGCUUUACCACAGGACUGCAAAUAGUCGAAGUAUCUUUCAAGUUAGCGAUUCCGGAGAUUACAUGGAGCCAUUGCAAAUAAGCUAACGUUUACAAGGUGAAUGCUAACCUUAGCCGACACGAUCCCGCAAACACACCACAAUACUCGCGGCCUACAGGCUUACGGCCAGGAUGUUCUGAACGGGUCGGGAGUCUUGAUAUUCAACCAAGAUCUCAUAGCGCAAAAUACUUGUCGUACAGUAAACAAAAAGAGAAGAACUGUAUCGAUGUUUUGCCGAUUCAUUCACACCAGCUUGAAACGCUCUGGUGUUGCUUAAGUUAGCUUCGUGUACGUGCUACGCUUAUAGCAUUAGCAUGUAGCCUGCAGGGAGUUCAUUCGGAAAUGCUAGAUUUCAGAUAUGAAUCACUUGGCAGGCCUCGACGAUAAUCAGGUUUGUACUUUGUAAAAUAACUCCCAAAAGUAUAACAAUGAUCGGCAAGAAUGUGCGAGCGGACUGACGGCCAAUGUAUAUAUUGGAUACAUUAUUCAGUGAACAUGUUGGCUAAUGUCUGAAAGUUAUCCGGAGCUAGUGAUCACCAGCAUCAUGGUGAGAGUUAUCGAAGCUUGAUUUCUAUGGUUAACCCACGAGCAAGUCACCAAAGUUGUUUUGAAGUAAUAACUCGCAAGAAAAAUAAAUCAAUGCAAUUUCUCUUUUGUCUCUGGUGCCGCUGAUGAUCAGUUGUAGAGAGCUGUUUGAGAGUAACUGUGAGGAAGUGCUAACUGACAUUAGCCUGGCUUUGUUUUGCGGGAUGAGUAAAAUAUCUCUUUAUACUUGAAAUUCUGUGCUAGCUUUCUGUAAUACGAUGUUUUGGAAGAUCAUGCUCUCAGUACUUGAUGAAAUUUGGAGCCAGUUACGUUUGAAAGCCGCAUAGAAAGGUUAGCUUUAAUGUGUGUGCCUUCUACUAAAGUACAGACGGGGCCUAGUGCGAACUAAUCGCACGCCAAGUUUAUAUAACUCUACCGCGUCUCUGCUAGGAAAGGGUCCAGGACUGCAUAGACCCAACUUUUAAAAGCGCAGCUGACCCUUUUUAUUAGUUAAUACAUGCAAGCCAAUAAAAGAAACAGUUACACGACUCUUAGUCUACUACGCUUCUGGGCCUCAAGUCUGUUUUUCAGUGUUUUGUACUGUCAGUGGGUUGGAAAUGUUGUCCCUCUGAAUCAAAGACUGCACAACAAAAAGUUUCGAGGAUCUUAGAGAGACUUAAAGGGAUAUCCCAGUGUAAAAUUAAUUUAGGGUCAAACACACCGUAACACCGAGUUAGACACCCCCUCGUGAGAUGAAUGUUACAGACCGCUUGCUUCUCUAGUUAUACCAACUUUAGCAAAAACCGCACGAUAGCAAUACACAGCGGUCUGAGCAGCCAUACACAAACCUCAACCAAAACGCCACUCUAUAGCCACAAAUAAUGCUCAGAACAGCACCUUACUUCAUCAACAGUACAUAUAGGGUCCCAGCUAUAGUACUAGUCAUCAAACAUCUUUUUAACUUUGCCUGGUUUCUUUAGCAAAGAGACAAAGACAACGCACCUACUCUCUUCCAGCAGCCGCUUGUUUGUAGCGAGACCUCAGGCCAGUCCAUUACGGACUGCUGCGGAGUGAUGCUGCUCAAGGAAGAACAUUUAUGAUCAUUUCUUCAUGGAAAUGCAAUCCAUCCGAGACGCUAAGGUAGAAGAACUAUUGCGUCUGCAGUGCAAAAUGAUUAAUAUGGUGAUUAUUACUUCAAGGAAAUGAUAAAAAAAUUAUCAAAUGUUCUUACUUGAGCUGCGACACCCCGCAGCAGUCUGAGUUCUCACUACAAACAAGCGGCUGCUGGAAGAGAGUAGGUGAGUUUUGUUUAGUCUCUUUGUUAAAGAAACCGGGCAGGGCUAAAAAGAUGUUUGAUGGCUGGGACCUUAUAUGUACUGUUGAUGAAGUAAGGUGCUGUUCUGAGCAUUAUUUGUGGCUAUAGAGUGACUUUUUGGUUGAGGUUUGUGUGUGGCUCCACAGACCACUGUGUAUUGCUAUUGUGCGAUCAUUGCGGAAGGUGGUAUACCCAGAGAAGCAAGCGGUCUGCAACAUUCAUCUCUCGAUGGGGUGUCUAACUCUGUGUUACUGUGUGUUUGACCCUACAAUAAUUUUACGCCGGAAUAUCCCUUUAAUUUGUUGAUGACUUUUCAUCAGUUAUUUCUUUCAAAGAAUGUGCUGUGUGUCUUGAUGAUAAUUCUGACCUUUUUGUCAUUCUGUCAUAGAUGCUGAACUUGGUUUUAAACUGAAGGACCCUACUUGGCACUGGUAGCCCUGACCGGAAAACCCAUUUGGAAGCCAACAUUAUUCACACCUUUGGGGGGGGGGAGCUGAAGUAACCUAUCACUGAAGUGACUAAAGGGGAAUAAUGGUGAUUUUGCGCCGUGCUCGGCCGCCUGCUUCCGCCCCAACCAGCAAUGAAUCUUGACUCGCUCUCGCUGGCUUUGUCUCAAAUCAGCUAUCUGGUGGACAAUUUAACGAAGAAAAAUUACAGAGCCAGCCAGCAAGAAAUACAGCAUGUAAGUAGUUGUCCAGAAAUCAGACACACUUUAACAACCAGUGAAUAAAAAUCCAUGCAAAGUGCUGUAGAGUGUUUCCUUAGUGCGUGUGUUCUGAUAUUUUCUCUACUCAGAUUGUAAAUCGUCACGGUCCUGAGGCAGACAGGCAUCUACUACGCUGUCUCUUCUCCCAUGUGGAUUUCAGUGGCGAUGGUAAAAGCAGUGGCAAAGACUUUCACCAGGUAAUUUGUGACCAGAGAGAAGUAGAUAUUCUUCUUUUUUUUUACAGACCACACUAAUCUGCUUUGUUUAUGAGCACAGUAAACUUUGUUUCAUUCUUGAUUGUAAAAGACACUGCCUUCUAGAUCUAUGGUGUUGGUUCACCUCAUAACUAGAAUUGGAUGGGGUCCAAAUUUUGAUAUCCUUAAACCUCCUCCAUAUUUGACCAGGCAUACAGUGUGACUGUAACAAAUAGAUAGGCCUCCUUCGGCCUGCUUCUUAGGAGCUGACCAAAUUAUUCAUUCAUUUAUAUAGUCCACAUGUUGUCACCUUAGAGCUAAAACAAAACUAGCAAAAAUAUACCUGUCACAUUUAGCACAUGAUAUCCACUGAUAUGGCACUGUCACUUUUGUAUUUAGUCAUUUCGCUAAACGCCCACUUUACACACAACGCCAUGCUCCUGCCUUUCGGUGACAUUAAAAAGUAUGACAAUGAGAUAAUUACUGUAAAUCACCGCCAUGCAGAGACUCUUCUCUCUUGCCGUAGUUGCUUUCAGAGCAUGUAAAGUUCAAGGUAGUAGACUCCUAAUUAUUGGAUCUCACAAAUAUGUAAAAGGUUUUUGUUUGUUUACCAUAGAAGUCUGUAACUUAGUUUCAGUGUAUCUUGCAGUGAUACAAGUCUGGCCUUUUCCACUGUUGAGCUCUUGCUUCCAUAAACACAAGCACUCACACCCAACUAAGAGCUCUAUUUAUCACAAUCCUCAGAUCACAGAUAUUAAUUGAUGUUUAGCAUCAUUCAUACACUAACAUUGUGUGGUUCUGUGAUCAAGCACAAAAACUAAGUAAAUAUCAACUUACUGUCCUCUGUUUUUAAGCACGCUGACUGUUACUUCACACAAGAUCCUGUCUAAAACCAAAUUUUUAAUAUUAUUUAACAACUUUCGAAAAACUUCUAACAGAAACAGUGAAUGAUGGAUGAGCAAGAACAAAAGGGAAUCCCUCUGCCCACAGGAGGGGAGACAAGUGAGACAAAAAAUGAGGACCUCUGUCCUAAUCGAACUCAGUUGACCUGGGAAGUGUGUGAACAAUGUUAAAAGUGGCUCUAAAACACGCUUAGUGCAUACCAUGUGCGCUCAUCCAUGGGUAUGGAUUUAUAAUCAGUGAGCAAUGAUUUGUAAAGGGGUUUAAUUUUGUCACUAUCACUGUCUCCAGGGAUUCCCCUACAUGUAAUCGAUUGUGGCUCACCGCCACAGCAAAAUAAUCGCCUCACCUUAAAAGUGAGUUGUUUUUUUUUUCUGAGGCGCUACCUUGGACUCAGUGUGUAUUAGUAUAUGCAGUGCUGCACAGCAGGGGCCAUGAGUAUCAGCGAGUUGUGGUCCUCUCAAUCACACAGCAGAUUAAUUGUGAAAUGAAUUCCGAGCCAAAUUUGCCCUGUCUCAGAAUUCACUGUGAGCCCUCCGACACACAAAGGAAUAGAUACACAAGAGGAGGAGUAAGAGAACAGGUGAAGCAACAUCUCACAACAUUAAGUUGGCUAAUAAACUCAAUGGACUCGCAUGUAAUCAAUUAUUUCUGCUGAUAUCCUGAAAAUUAUGUUUAAUCUGCGUGGCAUGUCUUUUGAUGGUUGUCAUGAUUAAACAACAGUUAAGCAUCUUCGUUUCGGUUUUCACAUCACUCUGACGUACGUGUACUCAGGGUGUAGACACCAGGAGUGAACACUGAUCCUGUUAGUUUAGCGGUCUAUAUGUCUGCCCACCGUGUUAACGAUCACCAUGUCGAGCAGGACGUUAUUGCUUCAUUAAGCGUUUCUCGGGUGUCUAUGAUGGUAAUGGCACCACAACACUAAUCUGUGUUGAAGUACAACAGUCAUGGGACACAGCUGUAGAUGCUGUGGGCACAGCGGCACGUCCUGUGAUGUGACUCUUGCACAUGCUCACUAUUGCAUUCGUUCAAUGUUCAGUUUAAAGAGAAAGAAAGACAUCAAACGAUCCCCUAGAGGCCUAAUAAUGAUUUUAAAUAAUGAUGUUUAAUUAAAUGGGUGAUAAAAUUGAUAAAUUAUGAAACUAUUUUUUUAUAUUUGGAUUCAAAACCAUCCAAGGCCAUGAACAGGCAACCAUGCAUGCAAAAACAGAGCUCGACUUUGCUUGCUUUUCUGGGAGCUUGUAUCACAUUUGCAUGUAACUAACACCAGAGGAAACCACAGAUACAUCGUUGAGUUGCUGCACCAGUUUCUGCAGUACGAGCAAAGUCAGAGUUUUUCUCUCUGAAAUAGUAGAAGUAGUAAGUGAGACAUUUUUCUUGCCAUUGGGUGAUAAAGGUAUAUCUGUCACAGAGGACACUGAAAUCUCUGCAGUUUCACAUUAGGAGUCCAUUGCCUGGUCACUGAUGUAGGAGCUAGUUGAAUUUCUAAUUUUCUCAUUCACAUAGCUGUAAAAAUAAUGAUGGUUGUCAUAUUUAAUAAAAAGUCAAAGUAUUAAGCAGAUUAGAAAGGACAGACUUUACUCCAGUGCAUUGAGCAUGAGCUGAAACGUUCUCUCUGGUGUUGUCACUGCUUCAGUUGGGCUUUAUCUCUUUCAGCUUGAUAGCAAUGUGUCCUAUUUAUUUUUAACAAUCAGUAGUCCAGUAUAAAAAAGGUUGCAGCUUGUAGUAAAGUUGCACAGAAGAACUUAAUGUGUUAAGAUCAGCUGAUUCAAACUUUUGGCUGUUGUCUUUACCCUCAGCUGCUACUUCACAGCCAGGCUUUUCUCCCAGACAGAGAGGCCCAUGAUGAAAAAUAAAGAGACCUUCAUUUUUUUCUAACACAGGGUACAUACAACCCCAUUCUCUGCAGUGAACUGUAUGUAACACUUUGGAAACUGAUCACUUUAACAUUUAGCAGAGUUUAAGUCCUAUGAUUAUAUUUUCUGUGAUACCUGGUGCUUACUCUCUCCACUUGACUAAAUCUAUGAAAUAAGAAUAAGAAUAACUUUAUUCAUCCCCGAAGGGAAAUUCAAUUGUCUGUUGUCUCACAUAAUAUAAAAUACAAUCAUUUGGAGGAGUUGUAUAGGAGUUGUACAUAUUUACUGUAUAUAUUUAUUUUUUUACUCCUGCACAGUUUAAGUUUAGCAAAUCAGUUACAAGGAAAAGAGUUUGGGAACUCUGUCAGCUUGCACUCUUAGGCCACCGUGAGCAACUUCAAGAAUCAGAAAAUGUCCCUGUGGCCAGUUAAAGGACUUUCACAUCUCACUUUUGGAUUUUGUGCCCACUUUUCCCGGCAUAACACCUCUAGCCCAGAAGCAGAAACUGAGAGUUCAGAGUCUAGAUACUAUAGCGGUAAUUCUUUACCGUUAAUCUUAAUGUCCCUGAGGAGCUUCAUGGCUGAUAUAUCAAAGUAUGAGCAGGAUCAUUCAAACUCUUUUCAUGUUCAGUAUCAGGACUGACCCUGUCAUGAGAUAGACAAUUCUUCCUAUCAGCUGUGUAACGGUUCCUGCACCUUCAGCUGCCAUAAAGCAUCAAUGAGCCCCCUCUAAUGUUCAGCAGUAAAGAUUUUUGAAAGAAAGACCAAUAUUAUUUUGUCACAUUUUUAUAUUGGUAAACUUGAUGUUUUUUCUAGUGUGUGAGUUUGUUAUUGUUUGAUAUUUAGACUUCGUAGAGGCCCACUGUCUUACCUUGUUCUUCACCUGCCUCUUUUUUUCUUCUCUUUCUUCUUUUCCUCGGUAUGUUUUGCUUGUCAACUUGCCCAAGACACAGUUUCUGAUCCAGGAGUGCGUGUCGCUGAUAUCAAAGCCAAACUUUAUCUCUACUCUCUGUUACGCCAUUGACAAUCCCCUGCAUUACCAGAAGGUAAGAAGUAGAUGCCACUAUUUCAGAAUGAAGUAUUCCGAAUGCACUGUAUGUCACUCAAAAAUGAAUGAUUCUUUGCACAAAGAGCAAACAAGAAAACAAAGUAGUGGGUGCAAAACACAAGUCAUGAACAAGAAAUCAAAUCACUUGGACAUGUUACAAUAUGACAAAAAGUUUUGUAUUCAUGGUGUUUUAUAUCUUGAACUGUCUUUCAGAGUUUGAAGCCAUCGGCCCAUCUUUUUACUCAACUUAGUAAAGUUCUCAAACUCAGCAAGGUCCAAGAGGUAAGUCACUAAUGCAGUUUCAGUACUGACCAAUCAGAAUCCUAUGUUUUACAUCCAAGACAGGACUUGCUUUUGAAAGUAGAACACAUCCAUUGUAGGCCCAAGAAUCACAGUUUUUGACCCUUUAAAUUGUGCCCUAGACUCAGAAAAAGGCAAAAACACGAGAGAUUAGGUUGAAAUUGAUUUCAUAUCACUUUAUUUUCCAGGUGAUAUUUGGCCUUGCUUUGCUCAACUCCAGCAACACAGACCUUCGAGGUUUUGGUAAGUUAAGAAGCUUGACAUUAAUAACCUCAUUGCUGACAUCAUGUGAGGCCUUUACUUGCGGUUGUCCAGAUGUUGGCUUUAAAAUGAUUAGAAGUGAACACAACGUUGGUCCUCUUUGACACUGAACAGAUAUUCUGUCAAUAGAUCAGUUUUUUUUUUCUAUUAAAAAAAGUUUGGUGGCCCUGAUUGCAAAGCCCUGUUAUUGAUGUGAAUUUUUAUCAUUAUGACAGAAAUCAGCACAGUUCAUACGAAUAUCUAGUUUUUCAGUCAAAAACGUGAAGAGGUUGCUGUAAGGAAACAUACAUUUAAAAAAAUCCAUCCAUUUAUAUUUUUUAAAAGUAAAACUGUGCUUAAAAAUGACAACAAAAGCCUGCUGUGAAAACUACAGUUAACUUCAACAAGCAAGAUGACUGCAGACAAAGCAACAGAGACCUGAGCUAAAGAUCACCUUGAAAAGGAUUCCCCACCUUUAGGUGUCCCCACACCCUGUUUCAGGCUACCACAGAUAGCAUUAUAAAAACAUCACCACCACCUCCUACUUGCUUGAAUAUUCCUUCAGCAGUCACACGUUGGCUCAUCUCGACUUUUACAGAAAUUUUGCGAGUUACCUUGCAGCAAAGUCCGGGUCAAAGCCCAGUGAAAAUCUUGGUUAAUGCGUGCACCCCCUUGAACUUUCUGCAGGUUUGAUUUAAAACCCCGUUUAAUUGAAUUCAUGGUCUGCAUCCGACUGUUUGGAGCGUCUCUCUCUGCAGACAUCCUCACUGCAGGAGGUCUGUGUGUGCGUGCAGCUGCGCCGUCAUGAGAAUAAACAUGCUACAGGCCCACUGUUCUCACAGGCUUUAGGUUAAAAUGACCUUUGUUCACCUUUCCUCUAGUUGCUGUCUGUGAACAGGUCUUCUUGUGUUACUGUCUCAUCCUGAUCAGAUGGAGGGUGAUGACGGCACAGUUAACGUUGUACCAAUAAAUAAAUAAAUACCAGCAGAGCCCUCCACUUCGUUUCAUUCAAACAGUCACAUAAGUAUCAAUAGAAUAAAGUGCAGUCCCCAUGAAAAUACAUGGUCUGAGUCAGUUUUUGUAGGAUCAGCAGUAUUUCCUCCUCUCUCAUCUUCACCUGCUACUGGUAGAGCUUCUUCACUUGUAAAUGUAGUGAGGAGUGCUACUCCACAUGUUACAUUGCAGCACCACCAAUAAGGGGUGAGCAAUAUGGAAAAACUCAUAUUCUAGUGAAAACACAGAUUGAUGGAAUAUAUGGUGAAUUGCGGGGGAAGAGUUAAGUGUUGUACAGAAUGGUACAUGUGCAGGAAAAAUGAAUUGGCUUUUAUUGACAAAAUAAUAUGCAUUACUAACUCUUUUUUUUUUUUUUAUUGCUCCUAUCAGCUGCGCAGUUCAUAAAGCAGAAACUUCCAGAUCUCCUACGGUCAUACGUCGACGCAGAUCUUGGAGGAAACCAGGAAGGUGGCUUCCAAGACAUUGCCAUAGAGGUCUUGCACCUACUGCUCUCCCAUCUACUGUUUGGCCAGAAGGGAGCCAGUGGGGUCGGGCAAGAGCAGAUCGACGCCUUCCUCAAAACACUUUGCCGAGGUAGAGGGAUUAACACGAAUUUGGUUAACCAUCUGGCUGAUCCUUGAGCAUAGAAAUAAAAACAGUAAAUGUCUUUUUCAGAAUUGAUAGAAACUGUCUAAAAUUUCCCACCAAAACAGUUGACAGUGUUGCUGCGCUACAUUUGUUUUUCUGACCAUGUGAUGUGUUCCAGAUUUCCCCCAGGAGCGCUGCCCUGUGGUGCUCGCACCACUGCUGUACCCUGAAAAACGGGACAUUCUCAUGGACAGGAUUCUGCCAGACUCGGGGGAGUUAGCUAAGACCAUGAUGGAGAGUUCUCUUGCAGAAUUCAUGCAAGAAGUUGGUUAUGGCUUCUGUGCAAAGUAAGUGAUUUCUCUUUGACAUAUUCACAUAGAUUUAAUUUCGAAAACGCUCUUGUUUGAUGACAAGUCUGAAGCUGUGUUUUUAGAAACAUGGUUGAAAGUACAAACCUUGGUGUCAUCCUGUGUGUCCUCUCAGUUUGGAUGAGUGCAGAAACAUAAUCAUCCAGUAUGGGGUGAGAGAGGUGACAGCCAGCCAGGUUGCCAGGGUUCUUGGCAUGAUGGCUCGUACGCACUCUGGCCUAACCGACGGUAUCCCACUACAGGUACGCAACACUGUAAAUGUAUGCAUUCUGAAAGCAUGACAGAAAUUUAAAAAGCUGAAAUGGUUUGUAGAGUUCAGGAAAAAAGUGUGUGAAUUGAAAUGGGUUGUUUGCAGUGUGAGUUUGUAACUGUUGCUCACACUUACUUUGACAUUAGAAUAUUGUUCCAUGUUGAUUAUGUACAUGCUUUCUUCUUUGUCAGUGUCAGUGACCUUUCUUUUCUUUGCUGCUCUAUGUCACAGUCCAUCUCCGCUCCAGGAAGUGGCAUCUGGAGUGAUGGUAAGGAUAAGAACGACGGUUCGCAGGCUCACACGUGGAAUGUUGAAGUUCUCAUCGACGUUGUGAAGGAGGUGGUGAGUGAAUCUUGUCCUGAACUUGAACAGUUGGUUUGUGUAUCAUUUUGAAUACGAGAAUUGAAAAUCAAUCAUUACACCAGCACAGUUCUAAUGAAAACCUGGAUUGUCCCAGUUUGUCUUGCUGUGAGGUCUUUGGGCAUGUACUGUAUGUCAUCACUGUGGAAUUGCAGUUGGUCAAAUCUUGCACUAGUACUCAGGCUAACAAAUUACUAUCUUAUACUGAAAAAGAAACUUUAUUUUGUUUACCUUCAAAAGUUUUUAUUUUUAUGUUUCUUUUGCUGUAGAAUCCCAACCUGAACUUCAAAGAGGUGACCUACGAGCUCGACCACCCAGGCUUUGUAAUCCGGGACAGUAAAGGCCUGCAUAUAGUGGUGUAUGGCAUUCAGAGAGGGCUGGGCAUGGAAGUUUUUCCUGUCGAUCUCAUCUAUCGGCCAUGGAAACACGCUGAGGGACAGGUAAUUUAACAGCAUCUGCUCCAUCAGGAUGAUGUGACUUCAAAAAGGUUUUGUUGUAGUAGCAAACUAAAUUUGAACUAAACACGAGACUAACUAAAAGGUUAAAAGCCCGAGAAUACUGAGUCCAUAUAGGAACGCAUUUGUGUGUUGAGCCGUGGUUCAGUUAAUAAGACUCAAUCAUUGUUUUCUCUGUCUGAAUCUGUCUUUCUUUGCUCUUUCUGUUCUCAGUUGUCAUUUAUUCAGCACUCUCUCAUGAGUCCAGAAGUAUUCUGCUUCGCUGACUACCCUUGCCACACUGUGGCCAUUGACAUCCUGAAGGCCCCACCAGAGGAUGACAAUAGGGAGAUUGCCACCUGGUAUGGAGUUUGUUUCUUCCACAAAAUUGAAACAGUCACUUUCUUGUCUCCUCACUCAGUGGAGUUUUGGAGAAUGAAGGGCUUGUUUAAAAACAGAUUUCAUUCAUUUGUGUACUCUUCUGUGGCCAUCGAUUGAUUAUAUUUACCAGUUAAACUAUAAAGUUGAUGAAACCUUUUCAAAUGUGUAGACUGUGCAUUUCCUCGAGCAUCUUAAGAUCCUAACAGGACAGGUCUUUUUAGACAGAGGCAAAAAAUGUCGAUGUCACAUGUUCAAUUAGGAGAGAGUCCUUAUCUCCUGAUCUGCUUAUGUCUUAUCUCCAAAAACAGGCUGCUCAGUUCUCUUUAAGUGGCUUGAUAAUUUUAGUACAUGACCUCAAGAUAAACUACAGUGUGCCGUAAGGUUUUCCUCAAGUUAAUGGCAACUAAAACAACCUGCAAUAGAAGACAGAGAACAGGGUACAUCUGUCAAAGUAAGCACAUUUUGUGACGUUGAAUGAUAAGGGCUUAUAGUUAUAUUUUGUCUUUCUAGUCAUAUUUCUGACAAACCAUCUGAUAAUAAAUGUCAAACAUAAAUGAUCUCUUGCCCAUUGACAACAAAUAAAAAAAACAACUUAUUUGGCAAACUGAAUGUCACUCAGUAAAAGUGUACAGGUGAGUUUACAGCUUGCUGUGUACAGUGUGUCUGACCCUCCCCUCGACUUUUUCACAGGAAAAGUCUGGACCUGGUGGAGAGUCUGCUCAGGCUGUCUGAAGUGGGUCAGUAUGAGCAGGUGAAGCAGCUUUUUGGCUUCCCCAUCAAGCACUGUCCGGACAUGUUGGUGCUGGCGUUGCUGCAGAUCUCCACCUCCUGGCACACGCUGCGCCACGAGCUCAUCUCAACCCUAAUGCCCAUCUUUCUGGGCAACCACCCAAACUCUGCCAUUAUCCUGCAUUAUGCCUGGCACGGACAGGUGGGUGUAAUGGAUAAAUGUUGGAGGUUAUUAAGUUUAGUGAUCAUGGUUUCCUCGUGAACUGAUUAAUUUUAUGUUGAUAUCUUCGUUAUUUAUUGAGUUGUGAUCUUAAUGUCUGUUAAUGGUUAUUUUUCUAGGGACAGUCUCCUUCAAUCCGUCAGUUGAUUAUGCAUUCAAUGGCUGAGUGGUACAUGAGGGGGGAGCAGUAUGAUCAGGCGAAGCUUUCACGCAUCCUUGAUGUAGCCCAGGACCUAAAGGUAUGCCAGAUUAUACUAACCCUUGCCUCCAGAUACCUUUAAGCAAAGUACUACAGUGAGGUUCUGCUUUUGGACCACCUGACUUAAGUUUAUUUGUUGCCCUAUGUUCUGUUCUGUUGUAAAUGUGGGCAUUUUAGAGAUUUAUGGCCAAGUGUCAAUUUUCAAAAAGACAUGGUUUUGAUGAUGUUCACAUUUGAAAUACGUCUUUUUUUCCCCCCACAGUCUCUGUCAAUGUUGCUGAAUGGUACUCCAUUUGCCUUUGUUAUUGACCUUGCUGCACUUGCCUCUCGCCGUGAAUACCUCAAACUUGAUAAAUGGCUGACUGACAAAAUCAGAGAGCACGGGGUAAGACAUUCACAUCAAGGGUUAAUGAUUUUUCACCGAGCCUUCUACCUUGUGUUGUGUUUCACAAUCAUUUGUUGUGUUGUGUCAGGAACCUUUCAUACAGGCCUGUGUGACAUUCCUGAAGAGGCGUUGCCCAUCUAUUAUGGGAGGCCUGGCCCCAGACAAGGACCAGCCCAAAAGUGCUCAGCUCCCUCCGGAGACCUUGGCCACCAUGCUGGCCUGCCUGCAGUCCUGUGCUGGGUGAGGGCUUUCUGUCAUAAUGUCUGUUCACUGGUAUUUAAUGUCCGAUAUUGUCAGUUAUACUCAAAGUGAUGCUUCAGGGGGACACAUUUAGCUCAGAGGUUAGGCACACACCCUAGAUACAGAGGCCUCUUCGCGUCUUGUCAUUGCCCCCUUUGUCUUCACUCUCACUCCAUUUAAUUUGAUCACUUUUUCCACAGGAGCGUGUCCCAGGAGGUGUCAGAGACUAUCUUGACCAUGGUUGCCAACUGCAGCAAUGUAAUGAAUAAAGCCCGGCAGCCGCCACCAGGGGUAAUGCCAAAAGGCCGUGCCCCCAGCACCAGCAGCCUAGAUGCCAUCUCUCCUGUCCAGGUCAUUAUACAUCAAUACUUGUCCAAUAGUCAUAUAAUUUAAAGUUGUAGUUGAUACUUUUAGUUGUUUCACCAUCAACAUCAUCUUGAACUUUGGACUCUUCUUGCACUGAACUCUCUCCAUCUUGACCUCAUUCUUUGUUGCUUUUUCUUUGUCUCGUUCUUUUCUAGAUGGAUCCUCUUUCAGGCAUGGGUUCCUUGAACCUUGGUGGCACAGCCACCUCCCAUACUCAAAGCAUGCAGGGUUUCCCAACCUCCCUAAGUUCAGCUUUCAGUAAUCCCCAAUCCCCAGCAAAGGCUUUCCCACCACUUUCCAACCCCAACCCCAGCACACCAUUUGGGGGCAUAGGCAGCCUGUCCUCUCAGCUUCCUGGUAUGGACUCUGGUACUACACAAUUUUAUUCUUCUUCUCCAUUACGUAGCUCUCACUUAAUUUAGCAAGACAAAAUUUAUGUGUGAAACCAGACACAGACAUUUUAUUGUUCGCAUGGUGCUAAAAGUAGAUUUCAAUUAUGCACACUAAAGAAUCAGGAAAAGUACAGAAUGGUUUGGGAUACAUGAUCAAUACGUUGAGAAAAUGAGAAAAUCAAGUCACAGAAUAACAUUUUUGUAAGAGAUGGCUUUCCAGUUGAAUCACUCGCCUCAUCUAGAAAACAAAGGAGAGUAGUUCAGGCUGAUACAGGAACAGGACUUAAAAUGACUGAAGUACUUUGUCACCUCCAGGUCCCUUGGGCUCAGGCAUUGGCUCGGGUAUUGGAAGUGGUCUGGGGAUGCCAGCCGUCAACACCGAUCCUUUUGGCACGAGGAAGAUGAGCACACCGGGCCUGAACCCGCCUACCUUUCAGCAGAGUAAGAUGAAGGCCUGUAAGUGGUGGUGGUAUUGGUGUGACUGAGAGCCCCGCCCUGCGCUGCUCAGCACUGUAUUUCCUCUGCAGAAGAAAUUAUAUCAACCUGAUCAACACAUUUAUUUAAGAUGCACUUCAGUGUGCCUAAUUGAUGGUGCAUUUUAUUAGUGUCACUUGAUUUUGAAAAAGACAACUAUCAAAGACCUCGUGGAAGUCUUUAGAAAAAUAUGACUGUCAUACAUGCUUUCCUUGGUAUGAAAUGUCAACUGUUGAUACAUAGUAAACAACAGAGGAAAUACAGAUCAGUCUUCCAUUCCUUGUCUGCUUUUGCUGACAGCCCCACUUUAGAGUCAUUUCUACACUUUUAAAGCUUCUAAAGCUUCAGGUCUAACCUGACCUAAUCAGCUCGAAUGCUUUUUGAUUCCCAAUCUUUUACUUGAUUGAACAUUGAGUAUAAUGAAAUUCUGAAUCACUGGGCUUAUGCUGCACCAGUGUUGGACUACAAUGAAGUAACUGACAGUUAGUGUUAUGUGUCUUUUUUUUGUUGUUGUUGUCUUUCAGCUGACCUUUCUCAGGUGUGGCCAGAGGCAAACCAGCACUUUAGUAAGGAGAUAGACGAUGAAGCAAACAGUUAUUUUCAGCGGAUCUACAACCACCCACCUCACCCAACCAUGUCUGUAGAUGAAGUAUGUAGUGGCAUUAUUCAUUAUCUUUACCUGUUAUCACACUAACUAUCAAAGACAUGCUCAUGCUUUCGGUGAACUACCAAUUAGCAAGAAAUUUCAUGCUACAGAGAUGUUCCUGCUCUUUGCAAAGUCAUGCUAACCUAACCCCCCUUCUGAUAGGUACUGGAGAUGCUUCAGAGGUUCAAGGACUCAACCAUCAAGCGUGAGCGGGAGGUGUUCAAUUGCAUGCUGAGGAACUUGUUUGAGGAGUACAGAUUCUUCCCACAGUACCCAGACAAGGAGCUGCACAUCACAGCCUGCCUUUUUGGCGGCAUUAUUGAGAAGGGACUUGUGACCUACAUGGCCCUGGGUUUGGCCCUCCGAUAUGUUCUUGAAGCCUUAAGAAAACCCUACGGAUCCAAGAUGUAUUAUUUUGGAAUCGCUGCCCUAGAUAGGUUUAAAAACAGGUAUUUGAGUGUUGUUUGGUAAAAUAUGCUCUUGUUUAACUAUUAGUUUUUUUUUUUACUAACAUGCCAUUUAUGCCGCCAGACUGAAAGACUACCCUCAAUAUUGUCAACAUCUGGCUUCAAUUGCCCACUUCUUGCAAUUCCCCCACCAUUUACAAGAGGUAAUCAGGUUUCCUUAAUUUACCUCUUCUGAAGUCUUUUGUUUCUGUCAUUACUGGGCUAAAGGAAGAGAGCCCUUCAUACAGAAUUAAAAAGUAAAUCUCUCGCUCUGUACUUUUCAAUAUCCUGUGUGUACAGUAUAUCGAGUAUGGCCAACAGUCACGGGACCCUCCGGUGAAGAUGCAGGGUUCCAUCACCACUCCUGGAAGUCUGGCAUUAGCACACGUACAAGCCCAGUCUCAAUCUGGUGGACCCAAAGCCUCGCAGACAGGUCAACCCAGCACCCUCGUCACCACCACCACCACCACAACUACAGUGGCGAAGACCACCACCAUCACAAGACCAACACCCAGCAGCUUCAAGAAGGAUGUACCUGUGAGGAUGGCGUUCUUGAUGCUUGAACAUCCUAUUGCAUGCUUUUUCAAUUUUGUCCAUGUUUUUUCAUUGUGCAUGUGCAGUGUUUCAAAGAUUUUUGUUGUUGUUCCUGUCUGCAGCCCUCCAUCAACACAACCAACAUUGACACCCUGCUGGUGGCCACUGACCAAACAGAAAGGAUUGUAGAGCCUCCAGAGAAUGUUCAGGAGAAGAUCGCCUUUAUUUUCAACAACCUCUCUCAGUCCAACAUGACACAGAAGGUAAAGUGAACCACAAACUCGGCUACAUCUCAAAUCAUAGUAGUCAACACUCUUUUAAAAACAUGUCUUUUUUUUCAGGUUGAGGAGUUGAAAGAGACAGUAAAGGAAGAAUUCAUGCCCUGGGUGUCCCAGUACCUGGUAAUGAAGCGUGUCAGCAUUGAGCCCAACUUCCACAGUCUCUAUUCCAACUUUCUGGAUACUCUGAAGAACCCUGAGUUUGUCAAGAUGGUCCUCAAUGAGACAUACAGGAAUAUAAAGGUACAAAAGCUCCUGAAACUAUUCAGUCCUUUAGUUUUUUCUGCCAACAAAAACUUUGAAGUGCUGCGAAAGACUGUUCAUGACUCUGAAAAUGCUUACCUUCCCCGUUUUCUCCCCUCUUUUAAUUUCUGUCAGGUUCUUUUGACCUCUGACAAGGCAGCUGCAAAUUUCUCUGAUCGCUCCCUGCUGAAGAACCUUGGUCACUGGUUGGGCAUGAUUACACUGGCCAAAAACAAGCCCAUCCUUUAUACAGUAAGAGAAUCUACCAAGAUUUUUGGAUUUGUUUUUCCAUUAAGUUGUGAGUCAGCUGCCAACUUGACACUGGUUAAAAUGUGUGUCUUUUAUUACCAGGAUCUGGAAGUUAAAUCUCUGCUAUUGGAGGCUUAUGUGAAAGGCCAGCAGGAGCUUCUGUAUGUUGUUCCCUUUGUAGCUAAAGUUUUGGAGUCAAGUCUACGCAGCAUGGUGAGUAAAGUAGAUGUAGUAAAGACCUCAUAGGUAUUAAUGAUGCAUCACACUUCAUUUUUCAAAAAAAAAAAAAAAAAAAUUGUGGAAAAGGGUUUGAGCUCAUCUGGGUUAUUUUUGGUUCAUCAUCGUCUCUCAUUAUGUGUCUGACAAUGCAGGUUUUCAGGCCCCAGAACCCUUGGACCAUGGCCAUAAUGAAUGUUCUUGCUGAACUGCACCAGGAGCAUGACCUCAAGGUAACUCAUUAUUCUCCAGUUAAAGCCUCUUACACACACUGUAGCUCUUUGAAAACACUUGGAUUAAAACCAUACAGUGAUCUUUGUUUCAUACCAAAAUGUUGUCCGUAUUUUUGUGAAUGUUCAUAUUGUCCUGCAUUCUUUUAUACUUUUCUUUUCUCUACCUUCAUGUUUCAGCCAUUACAUAAAAAAAACACAAGUACAGAAAUCUUUAUGAAAUUUUGAAAUGAAUGAAAUUGCUCACAUUGUUUUCUGUUUACUACAGCUGAACCUCAAAUUUGAGAUUGAAGUUCUGUGCAAAAACUUGUCUCUGGACAUCAAUGACCUCAAGCCAGGGAACUUGCUGAAGGACAAAGAGAAGCUGAAGACUCUGGAGGAGCAGCUGUCUGCACCAAAGAAGGAGACAAAGCCUCCAGAGGAGAUGUUGCCAGUUUCUACCACAGGUGGAUGCUACUUUCUUUUCCUUUUGCUGCAUGUUGCUUUUUUAAAUUUUCUGUAUGUGAACAUGCUGUAACUCUCAGGCCAGACACAAAAAAGAAGCUUCAUAUCGGCUUAACAUCAUUUGUCAUCAUUUUUGAUAUUGGUAUUAGAUCAUAGGUUAGAGAGCAAAAUUGAUGAAAGGAACAAAUCAGGUGCAGUUUAUUAUUAAGGUAGUCUUUGAAACCCUGACCUGAAUCAGAAAAUAACAAAUCAAUAUGUGAAAAAGCUGGAAUGAUUAUUAUUACAUAAAUUUGACAAUGACUCUCCUCUUAGUUUUGUCAGAUUUAACUUUUAUUUUUUAUCUUUCUAAAUUCUCAAAGUACUUGUUCUUGUUUUCUACAUACUCCAUCCACUGUUUGUGUUGCUUGUUUACUUUAAAUCCUCAAUUAAAGACCAAUAUUUAGUUUGCAGCCAGGAUCCUAAUAAUAACCAAAAUCAUGAGCUUGAUGGGUGAUCAAAGGACAGCAUUCAGCUAACUACCAGAACAGAUUCACAUUUAUUAUAAAGAAAAUGGAAAUAAAGGAAACAACUCAGCAGUCAGUUCAUGUUCAGUGGUAGUGAACCACAGGUCAUCUCCAUGCUGUUUGUAGCUUUUUUGUUUUUGUUGUGAUUGAGUUUACCUUUGUGCUCUGUGAAUAGUGCAAUGUCUUUUUGGCCGGAGUUGGCAAAUAUGACCCUCACUUUGUGUAUAAUAUAAACAGAUAUCAUUCUCAGACUGACAGGGUUCCUACGCAAGUAUGGAAAUAAAUUUGAUCAAUUUCCAGGUCUUAAAAAGUACGGAAUGAAAAAUUACCACAGUUCUAAAAUACUGUUUUCUAAAAUAAAAAAGGAGUUAUUUCCAAAAAAUAAUUCUGAAAAGUAAGGUAUGGAAAAUCCAACUGUGUAGGAUCCCUGGACUUAGAGAAUUGGAUAUAAAGGCCUGCCUCUAAUAAAAGCCUGCUCUAUAUACAGGCCUGGUACCCGAGGCAGUAAAAACAAAUAAAAGGCCUGUCCUGUAUUUGAGGAUUUACGGUACUUUACGGUAAAGCUAUGUAUUCAUAUAUGUUGCUUGUUAGUUUGCCUGCUUUCUGCUUAUGUUGUCUGUCAAGUUUGUUUUGUCUGUGAUUUUAAUCCAAUUAGCGUUUUGUGACCAACAGGAGACUUUGUUCCAUUUGCAGCGCCUCCAACAACCCCAGCUGCAACCACCACCACUUGCACAACCACUGGGCCCCCCACCCCACAGUUCAGCUACCAUGACAUCAAUGUUUAUGCCCUGGCAGGCCUUGCCCCCCACAUCAAUAUCAAUGUUAAUGUGAGUAUUGAUGGGAUGCAAACCACUUACACAGAAGUGUAGUCUCUCUUUUGAAGUCACUAGAAUACUAUUUGUUUUGCUAAUCCUUUAGUUUGAAAGGUUGUUUCCUCUCUCAUCUUUUCUGCCAUGCUUCCAUCAUCAGAUCCCCCUGCUUCAGGCCCAUCCUCAGUUGAAGCAGUGCGUACGACAGUCAGUAGAGCGAGCUGUCCAGGAGCUAGUUCACCCUGUGGUUGACCGCUCCAUCAAAAUUGCAAUGACAACCUGUGAGCAGAUCAUCAGGAAGGACUUUGCUCUGGAUUCUGAGGAGUCCCGUAUGCGUGUGGCUGCCCACCAUAUGAUGAGAAAUCUGACUGCUGGCAUGGCAAUGAUCACCUGCCGGGAGCCUCUGCUAAUGAGCAUCGCCACCAACCUGAAAAACAGCUUUGCUGCUGCACUUAGGGUGAGCUGAAUGCUUAGAUUUGGGAUUAAAGCUUUACAUGUUGGAUAUUUGGAGGUAUGAGCUUUGUCAUACACUUUGUGUAGUCCUUGUUUUUUUUAACUUGUGGUCUUCAUUCCUCCAGGCACCAACCCCUCAACAGAGGGAGAUGAUGGAAGAGGCUGCUGCCAGGAUUGCCCAAGACAACUGUGAAUUGGCGUGCUGUUUUAUUCAGAAAACAGCUGUGGAGAAGGCUGGUCCUGAAAUGGACAAGAGACUUGCCACGGUGAGACUGUGCAGACAGAAAUGUGUUUCCUGUGAACAGAAAGUGGCUAGUGUCAUAUUCACAUAAAAAAAAAAAAGUAUGAUAUAAAAUCCACAACUUGUGGUGGACCUCAGAAAGUAUUGCAGUGAAAAACAAGAUUUCAUCUUAGUGAAAGUGAUAACUACUACGAUAUAACAUAACAAUUUGCCAUUUGACUUGAAAUCAAGUAGGAAAGCACAAAUUUGGUGGUAAGCUGCUCAGUUAGCAUGCAUGUAGCUGUUUAAAAGUGAAAUUGUUGGUUUGUUAUUCAUUUAUAUUUCUCUCCUUUUGCGUUUUUCUUAAAUACUUUGUUGAUACAUUAUUGAGAAGCAAAAAAGUCAGCAUUUUAAUAGAGUCUCUGCUUUUCCAGGAAUUUGAGCUGAGAAAGCAUGCACGUCAGGAGGGCCGUCGCUACUGUGAUCCUGUAGUUCUGACUUACCAGGCUGAGCGUAUGCCUGAGCAGAUCAGACUCAAGGUGAGAUCUCUGUGCAAUUCAGUAAACUGAGGAAAAAAUGCUGGAACUGUUCACAUGAUGGUCUGCCCCACAUAAUUUCUAAUUAUUCAACCUACUUGACUUUGUGCAAAGUCUGUGUAAUCAGUUUGUUAGGUAGAAAGUGCAUGUUUGAAUUUUCUGUGUCUUUAUGUAUUGUAGGUGGGAGGCGUGGACCCCAAACAACUGGCUGUAUAUGAGGAGUUUGCAAGGAACGUUCCAGGCUUCUUACCCAGUAAUGAUCUCUCUCAGCCCACCGGCUUCUUGGCUCAGCCCAUGAAGGUACAUUUUUUAACUGUCUUGAAGGCAAAUUCAAGACAGUAUGAGUUAUAAUUUUAUUAAUUUAAAAUGAUUAUUUCCUCGUUUGCAACAAUCUACCUAGAGCAAAAAGAUCACUCACCGUCAUUGCUUUUCAUUUUAUAACCCAGUGUGUAAAGAGUUCAAACAGGACAGAACUCAAGUGUUUUUUAAUAGUCGGGACUGGAGCAUGUAGAAAAGUUUGUAACCCACAGACCUUGAUUCUAUCUCUCUGAAUUUCUGAUUACAGCAACAGGCCUGGGCAACCGAUGAUGUGGCUCAGAUCUAUGAUAAGUGUAUGGCAGACUUGGAGCAACAUCUUCACGCCAUCCCUCCAGCUCUCGCCAUGAACCCACUGACCCAGGCUCUGCGCAGCCUUCUUGAAGCUGUGGUUUUGGCCCGAAACUCCAGAGAUGGCAUUGCUGCACUUGGUCUGCUGCAGAAGGUAAGGCCCUGUAGAAGCUAAACAGAGAAUGACGUGAGAGCUGGGUUCUUCAGCUUAUGCUCACCUGAGCUUUUUUUGUCUUUAACCAAGGCUGUGGAGGGUCUUCUUGAUGCUACUAGUGGGGCUGAUGCCGACUUGCUGCUGCGCUACAGAGAGUGCCAUCUGCUGGUGCUUAAAGCUCUUCAAGAUGGACGUGCCUAUGGACCACAAUGGUGCAAUAAGCAGAUCACCAGGUGAGGAGAUAUUUAUAAACUAACCAUUCUUCACAUAAUCCCUAAUUUCUUUGUUGUUUGGCUGCAAGUGAAUCAUUGCAACAGAACUAUUUCUGAAUUGGAUGGUUGUUAAAGCUGAGUUUCCCCUGUAGCAGAUGGCAAUGAUGGAAAGCAAUGACCUACAAAUGUGAUUUGAUGUUUUCUUUCUUUUUUUCUUCUUGUGCAGGUGUCUGAUUGAAUGCCGGGAUGAGUACAAAUACAACGUGGAGGCAGUUGAGCUUCUGAUUAGGAACCAUCUGGUGAAUAUGCAGCAGUACGACCUGCAUCUGGCACAGGUACACAUUGUAGUCAGUAAUACAUUUUUCUACUAAAUGAAGUCUUUAGGGGGAUUUUGUCAUGACUGAAGCAUGUGGUUUGAUGUGCAGUUGAGGCUAAAGUCUUCUGAGUUAAAAGAAAGUGACCGGUGUUGAGGUACGUAAUGUGAGGAGUAUCAGAACAUGCCUAAUGUGCAUUAUUUUGAUUCCAGUCAAUGGAAAAUGGACUGCACUACAUGGCAGUUGCUUUUGCCAUGCAACUGGUGAAGCUGCUUCUGGUGGAUGAACGCAGUGUGAGCCACGUGACUGAGGCUGACCUCUUCCACACGAUCGAGACCUUAAUGAGGACCUGUGCACACUCCAGAGCAAAUGCACCUGAAGGGUAAGCACUGACAACACUAAAGCCAACAUUUUAUAAAUACUAAGUCUUUUAACCUGCAGACCUGUGGAUUUGGCUGAUUAUUUUAAAUCAGAGACAACAGACACUUCAUACAGACUAGACCAGAGGUUGCAACAAUGACACCCAUGAGUGUUACACAGACAGGAUCGUCUUGACUAACUGACUUUGGAUGCUGAUACUGUGAAAUGAAUUUGGGAAAGAUAAAAACCAGUCCUCUGUAAUCCCCCUGUGCAGGCUUCCCCAACUGAUGGAUGUUGUUCGCUCCAACUAUGAGGCCAUGAUUGACCGCGCCCACGGUGGGCCCAACUUCAUGAUGCACUCUGGGAUUUCCCAGGCUUCAGAAUACGAUGAUCCUCCAGGCCUGAGGGAGAAGGCAGAGUACCUUCUGAGAGAAUGGGUCAACCUCUAUCACUCAGCUGCAGCUGGCAGGGACAGCACCAAAGCUUUUUCUGCUUUUGUUGGCCAGGUGAGAGUACAUUCAUCCUAGUGAAGCUUCAUUCAAUCCAAACGAGCAAAAGCCAUUGUUUACCUUUGUUUUACUUUGUCGUGCAGAUGCACCAGCAGGGAAUCCUGAAGACCGACGACCUGAUCACAAGGUUCUUCCGGCUUUGCACAGAAAUGUGUGUGGAGAUCAGCUACAGGGCACAAGCAGAGCAGCAGCACAACCCAGCAGCCAGUGCAGCUAUCAUCAGGGCCAAGUGUUAUCACAACUUGGAUGCCUUUGUUAGACUCAUCGCCCUGCUGGUCAAACACUCAGGAGAGGCCACGAACACAGUGACGAAAAUCAACCUCCUCAAUAAGGUACAGUAACUGGACCAUUUUGGACUGUCUGGACAGGGCAUUACAGGAAACAGUUUGAAUGAGGUAGAGGUAGAAUCUGAGAAUUUGCUUCUGAAGUCCACUAUAUAGGCGACAAAUCUAACUCUUCCUUGGAAAAGAGAGAUGGAUUGAUGAAGGCUUUGAGAUGUGGACUCUGUUACCUUUUUUAAAGUAACUUUUUUCUAAUGAGGAAUUAAUCUGCAAAAAUCUCUUGGAGCAUUUGAUUAACUUCAAAAUUCAAUUUUUAUUUCCCUUCAUUAAUGAUACUCUGUUACAGCUGCAGACAAUAGGAAUGCUCAUUUUGUCAGAUGUUGUUUGUCAGUGGGCUGCAGCUUUACUUGAUUCUCAUUGCCCCCCCCUGCAUUGUUGUCGUAGGUGCUGGGUAUCGUAGUUGGGGUCUUAAUCCAGGACCACGAUGUCCGACAGACAGAAUUCCAGCAGCUGCCGUACCAUCGUAUCUUCAUCAUGCUGCUGCUGGAGCUCAAUGCUCCUGAGCAUGUCCUGGAGACCAUCAACUUUCAGACACUCACAGCAUUCUGGUAAGAGCUCCACAUGAUCACAUGGCCACAUUUUAAAGGAACCCUCGCAUGAGUUAACCGUGUUCAGUGAAGGAAAUAGACAUUGUAAUUGUUGUCCUAACACUCAAGAUGUUUUAAAUAGUUCUGCAUCUGAAGGACUGCUGCAGAUGAGUUUUAAAACCAUUGAAAUCUUUUUGUUUGCAGCAAUACCUUCCACAUCCUGAGACCCACCAAAGCACCCGGCUUUGUGUACGCCUGGCUAGAACUCAUCUCCCAUCGCAUCUUUAUUGCCAGGAUGCUAGCACACACACCGCAGCAGAAGGUAAGACAGGACUGUCUCACUUGCACAGUACAAUACUUGAUGUCUUUUUCAGUUAUAUACAAACCGCACUGUGGGUUUUGAGUUUGGUCUAAUCUCAACACUUGUUGUCUUGAAGGGUUGGCCCAUGUAUGCACAACUGCUGAUUGACCUCUUCAAGUACCUGGCCCCGUUCCUGAGGAAUGUAGAGCUCAACAAACCUAUGCAAAUCCUCUACAAGGUGCUGUCUCCUUCACUUUGUGUUCGUCUAGAGGCUUCCUAGAAAAUCCAUAUUUGUCACUUCAAAUGUUCUUAGUCUGACAGUGAACAUUUUCUCCUAACUGGCUGUUUGUUAUACACGAACCAAACUGAGUGAUACCAUCCAAAGUGCAAAGAACAGAUUGUGAUCUCUUCACUUCCUUGAUUUACUUACAAAGUCAAUGGAUCCAGCUGUUUCUGGCUCAUUAGGAAGUGGAAACCUUUGAACUCAUGAUUGUUCCUCUUGGCUGUUCAGGGCACACUGCGGGUGCUCCUGGUCCUGCUGCAUGACUUCCCCGAGUUCCUGUGUGACUACCAUUAUGGCUUCUGCGAUGUUAUCCCACCCAACUGCAUCCAGCUCCGCAACCUCAUCCUGAGUGCCUUUCCACGCAACAUGAGGCUCCCCGACCCUUUCACACCCAAUCUCAAGGUAAGCGUUCACUGAUGCAGGACCACCACUGAGCGAAUCUAGCGCUCGUGUCACAGUGUGCCAGAGACAGCCGAUGGUCAGAACAUGUGUUUUUGUUUGCCACAAUGAUUUCACGAACAUUCCCAUGUUUACUCCCUAACUACAGGUUGACAUGCUGAGUGAGAUCAACAUCGCUCCCCGUAUCCUCACCAACUUCACAGGCGUCAUGCCCUCUCAGUUCAAGAAGGACCUGGACUCGUAUCUGAAGACCCGUUCUCCAGUCACGUUCUUGUCUGAACUGCGCAGCAACCUGCAGGUUGGAGUAGUGCCCCUCUGUAAUUUAGUAGAGGUGUUGGUAGUACAACAGGAGAUUUGACAAUCUCUUCUUGUUUUUCAUCAGGUGUCUAAUGAGCCUGGAAAUCGCUACAACAUCCAGCUGAUCAAUGCUCUAGUGCUGUACGUCGGCACACAGGCAAUCGCUCACAUCCACAACAAGGGCAGCACCCCCUCCAUGAGCACCAUCACACACUCUGCACACAUGGACAUCUUCCAGAACCUGGCAGUGGACCUGGACACUGAGGGUGAGUUUUUGUCAAUGUUAUUUAUUUUUUUUGCCUUGUGCCAAUUGUUUGAUACAGCGCAGGUUUUUUUAUGACUGAUGUAGUAGUUGCAGGUACAUCAAUUGUCUUGCUUGUUCGUUUUAAGAGUCAAAUGAGAAGUUUAUGGAAAACUUGAGGUUUCUGCUGUUGUCUCCUCAGGGCGUUACCUGUUCUUGAAUGCGAUCGCCAAUCAGCUGCGCUACCCCAACAGCCACACUCACUACUUCAGCUGCACCAUGCUCUAUCUGUUCGCUGAAGCUAACACAGAGGCCAUCCAGGAGCAGAUCACAAGGUGAGACGCAGAUGGGUUCAACAGUAUCAAACACUUCAGUACAGAGAUGAAGUCCAUCACCAAGUAGGAGUCUCCGCACAGUUGUGUUCAGCCAAAGUUAUCUGCUCUUCUUUCAGGGUUCUGUUGGAGAGGCUGAUUGUGAACAGACCUCACCCAUGGGGUCUCCUCAUCACCUUCAUCGAGCUGAUCAAGAACCCUGCCUUCAAGUUCUGGAGCCAUGACUUUGUGCACUGUGCCCCUGAGAUUGAAAAGUAGGUCCAGUGUCUGACUCAAUAUUACAGGCUCGGUAAUGCUGUGAUAAUAUUGCAGAUCAUGUUCCACAGUUUCAGUGGGAAUUUGACGAACGCAGAUGUCUUUUAUGCAAGGCUGAUAUGUUACAUUUCCUCUCCUCUCUUGUUUCAGGCUGUUCCAGUCUGUGGCCCAGUGCUGCAUGGGACAGAAGCAGGCCCAGCAGGUGAUGGAGGGCACCGGUGCCAGCUAGCCUGUGUACCAGCCAGCUUGUAGCCCCUCGGGAGAGAUGCCGCGGCCUUGACCCACUCCCCCCACCUCGUACACAAACACACACACACACCUCUCCCACUGUACUGUUGGCACUGGAUUAAACUGGCACCCACAGUCAUUUGAGAUGUGGAUCAAAGGACUACUGCUCACGGAUCUAAGGAGUAAAAUUUUUGUUGAUCCCUCUGGGGUUAAGUUGACAUGGAGAGUACGGAUUGAGAUAUGCUGUUUAAUAUACUUUUUUUGAUGCUUUGAUGUAAAUAUUGGAAAAAAGGGAGAACGGGAGCAUAGAUAAGGGGAGAGAAUUGCACAUGUCAAAUAAAAUGUAAAGACAUGUAAAGACAUCGAAACACUUUCACUCACUACCAAAGUCCCUGGUUUGCUUCCUCCCACACAAAUCCUGUUUUUCUGACUUUUUUUUGCUUUCAGAGGCUGAAUGGUAUUAUGAUUGAAGAAAAAAAGCUGCCUGCUACUUUCGUUUGAUUCCUUUUUUUCCCUUUGUGGGACAGGAAAAUGGAGUUCAGUCUCCCAGGUGGGGUGGGGGUCUGCUCCUGGUGUGUUGGUGGAGACAGUUUGCUGACAGUUUGUCACUUUGAAGCUGGCUCUGGAAGUCUCUCCCUGGCACUUGUAAAUUGUUCAAAGUGAUGGUUACAUCGUAUCUUGACAAUUUGUACAAAGAUCCAAAUUGAAGAACAACAAUAGAAGGACCAAUACAGCCCAUUUUGUAACAUUUUGAAUGUUUUGUAAAUGUAUUGGUCCAUGUGUUGUAUUUUGUAGUCCUUUCUAGUUUGCCUUUAGUUCUUGCUACUUAACUGCAGUAUGCGUACAUACAGGAAAUAAAGCAUUCAAACUGCA
Messenger RNA from Xyrichtys novacula (pearly razorfish), 25938 nucleotides. The record is from the annotation of a GenBank genome assembly. Lineage: Eukaryota; Metazoa; Chordata; Actinopteri; Labriformes; Labridae.